Dacryopinax primogenitus is the source of this 366-nucleotide messenger RNA. RefSeq lists its product as uncharacterized. The annotation marks the transcript as partial. The record is from RefSeq and is a predicted model, not a curated record. The transcript has 2 exons. Lineage: Eukaryota; Fungi; Basidiomycota; Dacrymycetes; Dacrymycetales; Dacrymycetaceae.
UGGAAACUCUACGUGCGAAAAGCAGAAGAGCAUGAUAGUACUCUUCUGAAGAAGUGGAACGAGGGACUCGAUGUUUUCUUACUGUUUACUGGUCUCUUUUCGGCGGUCCUUUCUACGUUCCUUAUAGCAUCCUGGUCGUCUUUGCAACAAAACACCACUCAAGCAUCCUUAGAUGCACUUGGGUCUCUUUCUCAACAACUCGAUGCUCUGAAACGCGGACAAGCCGCUGACCCCGCUCCUUCUUACCUUCCUGAGCCGUUCGAAGUACCCGCCUGGGCAGUAGCCGUCAAUGCCCUCUGGUACACCAGCUUAUUCAUCACCCUAUUCGCUGCUGUUCUUGCCAUGCUAGUAAAGGAUUGGCUUCGU